GCUCAAGAAACUGGAGAAUGAGCUAGAUCAUUUGCAAGUUAUGGAGGACUAUGUGAAGCGAAUUCAGUCCGUUCCUCUCGUUAUAGGACAGUUCUUGGAGGCAGUCGAUCAAGAUCACGCAAUAGUGGGAAGCACAACUGGUGAAAAAUUCUCCAUUUUCAUAUGUCUAUUUUGUGAAGACUUGGAUAGCGUCAUUGCGCAAGUUUCUGUGGGAGAGCAGCAACCAAAGGAAGGCCUUGACUCGGAAAGUGAUGAUUAUUUGAAGCUCAAGAAACUGGAGAAUGAGCUGGAUCAUUUGCAAGUUAUGGAGGACUAUAUGCUGCGUCCGGAUGAAAAGCCCGAUGUCUCUUACGCUGAUAUUGGUGGACUUGACAUGCAGAAGCAAGAAGUACGAGAAGCUGUUGAACUUCCUCUUACCCAUGGAGAGCUCUAUAAACAGGUGAAGCGAAUUCAAUCCGUUCCUCUCGUCAUAGGACAGUUUUUGGAGGCAGUCGAUCAAGAUCACGCAAUAGUGGGAAGCACAACUGGUUCAAACUAUUAUGUGCGAGUUCUAUCAAUCCUCGAUCGUGAGUUGCUAAAGCCAGGUUGUUCUGUCGCUCUGCACAAGUAUUCCAAUGCAUUAGUCGACGUUCUGCCACCUGAAGCUGACAGUUCCAUUCAAAUGCUCCGUCCGGAUGAAAAACCCGAUGUCUCUUACGCUGAUAUUGGUGGACUUGACAUGCAGAAGCAAGAAGUACGAGAAGCCGUUGAACUUCCUCUUACCCAUGGGGAGCUCUAUAAACAGAUUGGAAUUGAUCCUCCUCGUGGAGUUCUCAUGUAUGGUCCCCCUGGCUGCGGAAAAACUAUGCUUGCCAAGGCUGUUGCUGCCAACACAGCAGCAUCCUUCAUCAGGGUAGUUGGUUCAGAGUUUGUGCAGAAAUAUCUUGGAGAAGGGCCCAGAAUGGUUCGUGACGUGUUCCGCCUUGCUAAAGAAAACUCACCUUCAAUCAUAUUCAUCGAUGAAAUCGAUGCUAUUGCCACGAAACGAUUUGAUGCUCAAACAGGAGCUGAUAGAGAGGUAAAAAUGUUGAUAAUUACAGACUUCGCCAAUUUUGUUCUCGUGCAGGUUCAACGUAUAUUACUGGAGCUUCUUAACCAAAUGGAUGGAUUCGACCAGAGCACUAAUGUGAAGGUCAUCAUGGCCACGAACAGACAUGACACCUUAGAUCCUGCUCUCCUUCGACCUGGUCGACUGGACAGAAAAAUCGAGUUUCCUCUUCCUGACAGACGCCAGAAACGUCUUGUUUUCACAACUAUCACGUCGAAGAUGAACUUAUCAGACGACGUUGAUUUGGAAGACUAUGUGGCACGGCCUGAUAAAAUCUCUGGUGCCGAUAUCAAUGCGAUUUGUCAAGAGGCUGGCAUGCACGCUGUCAGAGAGAACCGCUAUGUGGUACUUACGAAAGAUUUUGAGAAGGCGUACAAGAAUGUGAUCAAAAAGGAUCAGAAUGAUUUCGAGUUCUACAAGUAAAU
Strongylus vulgaris is the source of this 1512-nucleotide messenger RNA. The record is from the annotation of a GenBank genome assembly. Lineage: Eukaryota; Metazoa; Nematoda; Chromadorea; Rhabditida; Strongylidae.